AUGAGUUCUAGUUCGCGGGCAACCACGAGCGAAUCACGCACGGUGGACGAUAAGUUCGUCACUCACAACCUCGACAAGCCGACGCCCACCGUGGAAUGGCUCCCCGACGGGGAGGAGCUGGAGGGAAAGCUUACUAUCCAGAAACUGAUCGUCGGAACUUGCGCGCCAGAGAAUGAACAAAGCAUCCUUAUGCUCGAUCAAGUUAAGCUGAGUCGCGAAGAUUGGGUUGGUGAAGAAUCCAGUUCCUCCGUUGAGAUCGGGAUGACAAGAAGAGUGCAGAAAAUAAAUCAUGAUGGGGUAGUUAACUGGGCUCGUUACAUGCCACAAAACCCAAGUAUUAUUGCUACCAAGACAGGCAGUGCUGAGUUUUUCAUAUUUGAUUGUACCAAACAUCCAUCAAAACCUCCCGAGGAGGGUGUUUGCAACCCUGAUUUGAGGUUAACUGGUCACAAAGACAAAGGGCAUUGCUUGUCCUGGAGUCCAUUUAAGAAGGGUCAUUUGUUAAGUGGCUCAGAGGAUGGCCAAGUUUGCUUGUGGGAUGUUAAUGCCACUCCAACGGAUAAGACACUUGAGGCUAUGCGUAUAUUUGAUAUACAGCAUGGAUGUAUUGAGGAUGUAGCUUGGCAUAUGAAGGAUGGGAACUUAUUUGGUACAGUUGGAGAAGAUAAACAUCUACAUAUAUGGGAUAUACGCACUCCAGCAAUCAAUUUUAAUCAAUCUGUACUUUGUCAUGAUGCUAAGGUUAACUCCCUGGCAUUUUGUGGACCGAUUGUAGCAACUGGAUCAUCUGAUAGGAAAGUCAAAGUGUUUGAUCCGCGCAAGACUUCCCCUUUCCUCCAUACCUUGGAAUGUCACAGGGAGGAAGUUGGCCAUGGUAGGUGGAAUCAUAAGCAUGAGAAUUAUUUAGCUUCAAGCUCUGGCAGGAAGAUUAUUGUUUGGGAUAUUAGCAGGAUGGGGCACGCACAAACCAGUGAGGAGGCUAAUAGAGGACCCCUGGAGUUUGUCUUUUUUCACUCUGCCCACACGGAUAGCAUUACAGACUUCUCAUGGAGCCCAACCUACGACUUGGCUAUUGCUAGUGUAGCCAAGGACAACAAUCUAGAGGUAUUGCGGAUGCGAGAACUCAUUUUUGUUGUGAAACUUCAGAAAACAUAUACUCUGUACUUAUCUUCAACUUCAAAUACAAGAAGAGUGCAGAAAAUAAAUCAUGAUGGGGUAGUUAACUGGGCUCGUUACAUGCCACAAAACCCAAGUAUUAUUGCUACCAAGACAGGCAGUGCUGAGUUUUUCAUUUUUGAUUGUACCAAACAUCCAUCAAAACAUCCCGAGGAGGGUGUUUGCAACCCUGAUUUGAGGUUAACUGGUCACAAAGACAAAGGGCAUUGCUUGUCCUGGAGUCCAUUUAAGAAGGGUCAUUUGUUAAGUGGCUCAGAGGAUGGCCAAGUUUGCUUGUGGGAUGUUAAUGCCACUCCAACGGAUAAGACACUUGAGGCUAUGCGUAUAUUUGAUAUACAGCAUGGAUGUAUUGAGGAUGUAGCUUGGCAUAUGAAGGAUGGGAACUUAUUUGGUACAGUUGGAGAAGAUAAACAUCUACAUAUAUGGGAUAUACGCACUCCAGCAAUCAAUUUUAAUCAAUCUGUACUUUGUCAUGAUGCUAAGCUUUCCAUUUGUUCGUAUAUCCCUUUGGAGCCCAUGGAGUUUAUGGAGGGGGUGGAAAACAACGACACUAUCGAAGUAGGAGGAUUAAGAGCCUGCUUCUGGGAUAUGGAAGGCGGGGAACUACAUUAUUUAACUGAAGAGUGGGAUACCUUUGAGUUAGAGCUUGACUCAAUUAGUUUUGAGUUAGUAGAAUAG
Messenger RNA from Ipomoea nil (Japanese morning glory), 1854 nucleotides. Its product is annotated as WD-40 repeat-containing protein MSI1-like. Gene Ontology annotation, biological process: regulation of gene expression. Gene Ontology annotation, molecular function: histone binding. The coding region runs from base 1 to 1854 and encodes 617 amino acids. NCBI's taxonomy places the organism in Eukaryota, Viridiplantae, Streptophyta, Magnoliopsida, Solanales, Convolvulaceae. Gene Ontology annotation, cellular component: nucleus. The transcript has 10 exons. The record is from RefSeq and is a predicted model, not a curated record.